AUGAUGGUUCGUCGUGGGAUAAUAAAAUGGCUGUCUCGAAUAGUAGUUAUACUUGUGUUCCUCUGCUGUGCAGCAUCUGUGUUCUACAUGUUGACUUGCACUCCAAGGGGUAACCAUCAGCUAUCUGCAUUCCUCAGAGUUGACAGCCCAACAGGAAAAGAGGAAUAUCAGGCAAUCCUACAAAAAGGAGAAGAAUAUUAUUGGGACCAUAUAAAUAGCCUGAAAAAGCAAAUUGCUGAGCUGAAAGAUAAGCUUCAGGAAAGGAGUGAACCACUGAAGAAUAUGCAAUGUCAAGAUACUGACAAACGGAGGGUUAGACAAGACCUAGGAAACUCUGACAAGUCCCAGAAAGCCCUGCUGCAAUUCCUCCAUUCCCAGAUUGACAAAGCAGAAAUACAUACUGGCAUCAAGCUACCAACCGAAUAUGCUGCACUGCCCUUUGAGAGCUUCACCCAACAAAAAAUUUAUCAGCUUGAGAUGGGACUUUUACGUCAUCCUGAAGAGAAGCCUGUGCGCAAGGACAAGAGGAAUGAAUUGGCAGAAGCUAUUGAGUCAGGGCUGGAGAUUUUAAAUAGGCCAAAGAGUAACAGUAGCAUUAAUCAUCGAAUAUACUCCAUCUCUGAUUUCAUAGAAGGCAUUCGCCGGACUGAAAGAGAUAAAGGCACACUAUAUGAGUUGAUAUUCAAAGGAGACAAAGAACAUGAAUUCAAGCGCAUUGUUCUGUUCAGACCAUUUGGCCCCAUCAUGAAUGUUGCAAAUGAAAAUCUCAACAUGGCCCACACUCUUAUUAAUGUCAUUGUGCCACUGGCAAAAAGGGUCAGCAAGUUUAAGCAAUUUAUGCACAAUUUCAGAGAGGUGGCUAUGCGGCAAGAUGGACGAAUUCACUUGACUGUAGUGUACUUUGGAAGUGAACAAAUGAGCAAAGUCAAAGGAAUCCUAGAAAACAUAUCCAAAUCAGCAAAUUUUAUAAAUUACACAUUUAUUCAGCUGGAUGAAGUGUUCUCCAGGGGGAAAGGUCUGGACGUGGGAGCAAGAUUUUGGAAAGGAACCAAUGUUGUCCUUUUUUUCUGUGAUGUGGAUAUAUAUUUCACAACGGAAUUCCUGAACACAUGUAGAUUAAACACACAACCAGGAAAGAAAGUAUUCUAUCCUGUUCUUUUCAGCCAGUACAACCCAAGUCUAAUAUAUGGACAUCGUGAUUCCAUUCCACCCUUAAAACAACAGCUGGUUAUAAAAAAAGAGGCAGGAUUUUGGAGAGACUUUGGGUAUGGAAUGACUUGUCAAUUUCGUUCUGAUUACAUCAAUAUUGGAGGGUUUGAUCUUGACAUUAAAGGAUGGGGAGGAGAAGAUGUACAACUGUACCGUAAAUACCUUCACAGCAACCUCAUGGUUAUCAGAACACCAGUCAGGGGACUUUUCCACCUCUGGCAUGAAAAGCAUUGCUUAGAUGAGCUGACACCAGAACAAUACAAGAUGUGCAUCCAGUCUAAAGCUAUGAAUGAAGCUUCUCAUGACCAGCUAGGCCUGCUGGUCUUCCAACGAGAGAUUGAAGCUCAUCGCCGUAAACAAAAAGCAAACAAUAGGAACAUAUGA
Molecule: messenger RNA, 1593 nt
Organism: Thamnophis sirtalis
Lineage: Eukaryota; Metazoa; Chordata; Lepidosauria; Squamata; Natricidae
Gene: CSGALNACT1
Product: chondroitin sulfate N-acetylgalactosaminyltransferase 1
Cellular component (GO): Golgi cisterna membrane
Molecular function (GO): glucuronosyl-N-acetylgalactosaminyl-proteoglycan 4-beta-N-acetylgalactosaminyltransferase activity
Source: RefSeq, a predicted model, not a curated record